GGUCAGUUUGUUGGCGAUAAGAUCCAAGGGUGAGACACAGUGACAGUGCGCCAGAGCAAAGUGAAGAGGGGCUGCUCUUAUUUGUCCGUCUUUUUUUCCUAAAGGUCCCCUCUCAGGACAACUAUGCUUCACCUGACAACAGGACGUGUGGGGUGCUUGCUUUCCAAGCAAGCGGUGGUGGCACUGACAAGCAGUGGUGCAAGGAUGUCAAGCCAUGGCCACCACGAGGUGUCCGACUCAGUGGACAUGUCACAGCCAAUGUACUGGGAUCGUCUGGACACCCCUCUGCCAGACAGACCAUGGAAGGAUGUCCUCGAUUCUACGGAUAAGAGCCUGAAACAGAAGGAGAAGGGUCCCUGGACUGCGCUGUCCAAGGAGGAGAAAAUCGCCUUGUACAGGCUGAAGUUCAACCACACCUAUCCGGAGAUGAAGAGGCCGUCCCAUGAGUGGAAGACUGUGAUUGGUGGGAUGUUCAUCUUCUUUGGCAUCACUGGUCUGGUGGUCUUUUGGCAGGGCCACUAUGUGUACCCACCCCAACCUCAUACCUUUGGUGAGGAGUGGCAGGCUAAGCAGAUCCAGAGGAUGCUGGAUAUGCGGAUCAACCCAAUCGAGGGCUUCUCUGCCCAGUGGGACUACAAGAACAAACAAUGGAAGUAAAGGAAGGGAAUAGACCACUGCCGGAAGGAGGAAUGGUUCGACUUGACACCUUGAGCCUCUGUUCAGCCACCAUAACAGCAAUCCAGCCAUCUGAAUCCAUUCCCUUACUAUUUAAUAAAUAACUAAAAACUG
Messenger RNA from Oncorhynchus gorbuscha (pink salmon), 789 nucleotides. RefSeq names its product cytochrome c oxidase subunit 4 isoform 2, mitochondrial-like. NCBI's taxonomy places the organism in Eukaryota, Metazoa, Chordata, Actinopteri, Salmoniformes, Salmonidae. The transcript has 5 exons. Gene Ontology annotation, biological process: mitochondrial electron transport, cytochrome c to oxygen. The record is from RefSeq and is a predicted model, not a curated record. Bases 124 to 657 code for a protein of 177 amino acids.